CAAUUCUUCUUCUACUACUUAGUGUUUGAAGGUCUUGAACUAGGAGUGGAGUGGGUGAAAAAAGAAAAAGAAUUUGAGGGAAUGAUAGGGUGGGAAGAUGUUUACAAGGUGGUGGUGGCCAUGUUUCCCUUAUAUGUAGCACUAGUUUUGGGGUAUGGGUCAGUAAGGUGGUGGCACAUAUUCAACCCUGAACAGUGCAAUGCAAUUAACCUUCUUGUUUGCUAUUUCACUCUCCCUCUAUUCACUUUUGAAUUUGCAGCCUCUAUUGAUCCUUUCAAAAUGAACUACUUAUUCAUAGGAGCUGAUGCUAUCUCCAAAGUCAUAAUAGUUAUGGUAUUGGCCUUAUGGGCUAAGUGUAGUAGUAAAGGUAGCUAUUGUUGGUCUAUAACAAGCUUCUCUUUAUCUACUCUCACUAAUUCUCUGGUUGUAGGUGUACCACUACUGAAGGCCAUGUAUGGACAAAUGGCUGUUGAUCUAGUGGUACAGUCUUCUGUCAUACAGGGAAUCAUAUGGCUCACAAUUCUUCUGUUUGUGUUGGAGCUUCGAAAGACAAGGAGUGAUACCUUGUCAAUGAUUAAUGUUGAUUCUAAUGCUAUGAAGGAUGUGGAAGGAAAUAAUGAGCAGAUGGUGGCAAUAACUAGUACAAAACCUUCCUUGUGCUCUCUGAUGAAGAUUGUGUGGCUAAAGCUUGCACUUAAUCCCAACUCCUAUGCUUGUUUUAUUGGCAUGGCAUGGGCUUUUAUUGCAAACAGGUGGCAUCUAGAGAUGCCAAGUAUUAUUGAGGGAUCUGUAUUGAUCAUGUCAAGGGCAGGGAUUGGGAUGGCCAUGUUUAGCAUGGGGUUGUUCAUGGCAAUGCAGGAGAAGUUUAUGGCAUGUGGGCCAAGUCUAACAGUGUUUGGACUAGUGUUAAGGUUUGUGGCUGGUCCAGCAGCCAUGGCUAUCGGUUCCAUUGCUGUAGGGUUGCAUGGUGAUGUCUUACGUGUUGCCAUUAUCCAGGCAGCCUUACCACAAUCCAUCACAUCCUUCAUCUAUGCCAAGGAAUAUGGGUUGCAUGCCAAUGUCCUUAGUACUGCGGUGAUCCUAGGGAUGAUACUUUCCUUGCCCAUCUUGGUCGGAUACUAUGCGGUUUUAGAGUUAUUGAAUUGAGCUCCAGUCUUAUGCGUCCCUCUGUAACUUUUUUUUUUUUUUUUUUUUUUUUUAAAUUUUUAUUUUCCACCUUUUCCGGGUGUAAAUCGGUCAGCACCUGAGUCAGUUCUUUGUUAUUUGGUUCUAACUAUUGAACCCUAGAAAAGAAAAUUUGUAAUCUCACCCAUUGAUCCUAAGCUAAAAGGACUUAUCCACCAA
Messenger RNA from Macadamia integrifolia, 1344 nucleotides. Its product is annotated as auxin efflux carrier component 5-like. The transcript is spliced from 5 exons. Gene Ontology annotation, biological process: auxin export across the plasma membrane; auxin polar transport. The record is from RefSeq and is a predicted model, not a curated record. The coding region runs from base 82 to 1146 and encodes 354 amino acids. Gene Ontology annotation, molecular function: auxin efflux transmembrane transporter activity. Gene Ontology annotation, cellular component: endoplasmic reticulum; plasma membrane. NCBI's taxonomy places the organism in Eukaryota, Viridiplantae, Streptophyta, Magnoliopsida, Proteales, Proteaceae.